GCUCUUCUGCGCGCAACGACAAGGGCGGAAUCGGCUCCUCUUUUCUCUUUCGGUGUGGCUGCGCGGGUGUUGUUCCGGGUCAGCGGGGCCGAAAGAUGGCGGCGCCCAUGGAGUUGUACUGUUGGGCCGGAGGCUGGGGCUUGCCGUCGGUGGAUCCCGACUGCUUGGCUGUUUUGACGUAUGCCCGUUUCACAGGAGCACCCCUCAAGGUUCACAAAAUCACGAAUCCGUGGCGAAGCCCCUCAGGGAUCCUCCCAGCGCUGAAGUCGAAAGGCGAGGGCGUCAUCUCGGACACUCAGCAGAUCAUCACCCACCUAAGGAAGCAGAAAUUCAAUGCAGAUUAUGACCUCUCGGCCCGGCAGGGAGCGGACACACUCGCCUUUGCAUCCUUGCUGCAGGAGAAGCUGUUACCUGUGCUGAUCCACACGUUCUGGGUGGAUGCCAAGAACUAUGUGGAGCACACGCGGAAGUGGUACGCCGAGACCAUCCCCUUCCCGCUGAACUUCUUCCUGCCGGGCCGCAUGCAGAAGCGCCAGUUGGAGCGCCUGCAGACGGUCUGUGGGGAAAGCUGUCUGGACAACGAGGAGGAGCUGGAGAAGGAGCUAUACCGUGACGCCCGCGAGUGUCUCACGCUCCUGUCCCAGCGCCUUGGCAGGCAGAAGUUCUUUUUCGGAGACUCGCCUGCUUCCCUGGACGCUGUUGUCUUCAGCCACUUGGCCCCCCUCUUGAAAGCCAAGCUUCCCAACGGGAAGUUCCAGCAGCACCUCAAGUCCCUGCCGAACCUCUGUAAUUAUUGUACAUCCAUCUUAAGUCUCUACUUCCCCUGGGAUGAAGGCGACCCCCCGCCCAGCGUCCCCAGGGCAGCCGCUGGGGACGGGAGCGACACGGAGGAAGAGCCAUACAAGCGAUGCAACCAGGUCCUGUCGGUGCUGGUGGGCCUGGUGGCGAUGGUUGGGUACGCCCUUCUCACCGGCAUCGUCUCCGUCCAGAAGCAGCCACCCGGGCAUGCGGGGCCUCGCACCCUUGCCCUCGAGGAGGAAGAGGAAGAGGAGUGAGCUGCACAGGGCCCGGAGACCUGCUCUGCGUUCUUCACACGGACUGUUUUUGUACCCGGCCAGACCGGCGCACCCGUCUCCCCUCAGACUCUCUCUUUCCUCUUGUUCAUUCCAGAAUCAGAGGGGCGGGGGCCCAGACCAGGCCAAUAAAAUCUGUGAUCAGUCCUCUGCC
Rhineura floridana is the source of this 1227-nucleotide messenger RNA. It is a transcript of the gene MTX1, whose product is annotated as metaxin 1. The record is from RefSeq and is a predicted model, not a curated record. The coding region runs from base 96 to 1055 and encodes 319 amino acids. Lineage: Eukaryota; Metazoa; Chordata; Lepidosauria; Squamata; Rhineuridae. Gene Ontology annotation, cellular component: SAM complex. Gene Ontology annotation, biological process: mitochondrion organization. The transcript has 8 exons.